This is a messenger RNA of Coffea eugenioides, 2938 nucleotides long. Its product is annotated as splicing factor, suppressor of white-apricot homolog. NCBI's taxonomy places the organism in Eukaryota, Viridiplantae, Streptophyta, Magnoliopsida, Gentianales, Rubiaceae. The coding region runs from base 89 to 2737 and encodes 882 amino acids. The record is from RefSeq and is a predicted model, not a curated record. The transcript has 4 exons. Gene Ontology annotation, molecular function: RNA binding. Gene Ontology annotation, biological process: mRNA 5'-splice site recognition; RNA processing.
CAAAAUCCUAAUCCCUGACAGUAGCAUUAAAUAUAACUUGUAAGCUAGGGUUUCAUUUCAAUUGGAUCCCGAUAAAUUGCUAUAGACGAUGAUGGAUCUAGAGGUGGUGGGGCGCCAUGCCCUGCUGUUCGACGACGAUGCCAUGGCGUCGUUUGUGAACUCCGGUGACGCACUCGUCGAGUGGAAUUCCCUACUAAUCGACCGCUACGACGUCCGCCACCUCCUCUCCGGUCCACUGCCUCCCGGCAGGCGGCGCAAUCCUCAAACUUCUCCUCAUCUCAUCGAAUCGUCACAUAAUUCUGAGCUCGAUCACGAACGCUACCUCGACCUUCCUCCCCCUUCCGAUGAACCAGAAGCAGAAGAGGCUGAAAAGCCUGGGGAUGCUGGGGGUUAUCGUGCUGUGGCCUUUUCUUAUGAAAACACCAAUGGCUCAGCUGACCAGAAUGACGCAGAUGGGGGGCUAGAAUGUGCUAAAUUCCUUCCUCCGUUCCCUGUGCCUGAGAGCCUUCUUCAUAGCUUGCCUCCAUCAGAGAAAGUACAUCAGAUUAUUGCAAGGACUGCUAAAUUUGUCAGCAAACAUGGUGGGCAGUCAGAAAUUGUAUUGAGGGUGAAACAAGGAGACAAUCCAACAUUUGGGUUCUUGAUGCCUGACCAUAAUCUUCACGCAUACUUCACGUUUCUUGUCGAUCACCAAGAAUUAUUGCAGUCAGAUAGUGAUGGCAAAACUCAAUCUUUAGAUGAAACUGCUGAUACUAACCAGAAUAAGGCGGGUGUUGGAGGCGCUUUGUCUUUGCUAGGUUCUGUAUAUGGGUCUGGAGAGGAUGAGGAGGAUGCAAACGAAACUGGAAAUGCUGUUCCAGACAAAGUCAUGAAUACAACCAGUUCAGUUGUUUCUCAUGGUUCAGAAAAGACAGAUUCUAGUUCAAAUGCGCCUGAGAAAAAGGAACCUCUUGCAAAGCGUCCAGUUCAUACUAAUGACAAGCUUUCUGCUCUGAAGAAAAAUCCUUCAAUUGCAGCAUCUAAGCCUGGAAGAACAACUAAUGUUAAAAAGGAUCAUGUCUCAGGCUCAUAUUUGGCUUCUUCGGAGAAGUUAAAGGAACCUUUAUUUUUAGAGCCUCCUUCUGAUCUGAAGAGAUUGAUUGACAAGGUUGUUGAUUUUGUUCUGAAGAAUGGAAAGCAGUUUGAGGCUGCACUCCGUGAGCAGGACAGUAAACAGGGGAGGUUCCCGUUUCUUGUGCUGUCUGACCAGUAUCAUCCAUACUACCUAAAAAGCCUCCAAAAAGCUCAGGAGUCAAAAGUGAGUGCCAAGAACACCUAUGGGGAGGAUGAUUCAGCAAGACUUUGCCUAGACAAGAAUGAGUAUAUGUCGUCCAACUAUCUUUGUUCUGAUAUUCCAGAUGAAUCUGACAGGAAAGAGAAAUUUAAAAUGAUAAUUGGUAAAUCAAGAAAGGAUCUACAGGACCCACCUUCUAAAGCAACCCAGCAAGACUGUGGAGUAAGUUUAGAUGCAGAAGCUGCUGCAGCUAUUCUUCAGGCUGCCACAAGGGGCUUCAGAAUUCCAAAUAGCGUCAGUUCGAGCACAGCUCGCAGUGAUAACAGUGGGGGCCAUGACAAGGACGUUGGACAGGCCUCAGGCUUUGGGUCCAAUUCUUUGGGCUAUAAGGCAGAGGAAAAAGCUGCCGUUUUUGAAACUAGCGGUGGGGCUGACUCUGAAGCACACUUGACCAGAGAGCAGAAGCUGAAAGCUGAAAGACUGAAAAGGGCAAAGAUGUUUGUGGCCAUGUUAAAAAGUGGAGCUGUGCCCUCAAAAACUGAGCCCUUGCGUGCUUUGUCAGUAGAACCUUCGGAACCAGGGGUUUCAGGAUCCCCUGCUGAAGUUAAUGAUGGUAUUAAAGAAAGAGAAUGCAGCUCAGCCCCUACAGAUAUUAUUAUGUUGGAGAAAAAUGAAAAUCCUGAGAGAAACAGUUUGAGUGAUGAACGGAGAUCAAAGAGGAAUUACCGAUCAAGACCUGAGAGAUGUGAAGAAAAUGAUGAUGAAAAUAAUGAUGAGGAAGAAUUGGAACAGGAUAACUCUAAGGAGGAGCAUGAAGGAGGACAAGAUGAAGAGAGAAAGAAUCACAAGCACUCCAGAAAGAAGCAUCACUCGCAUCAUUCUUCCCGUGAAAAGGAUUAUGAUGACGAUUACAAGAAGGAAAAGUCGCAUAGGCGAUCCAGAAAGAGGCACCGAUCUCAUCGUUCUUCUCAUGAAGAUGAUGAUGGAGAAAAAGAUACUGAUACAAGUUAUCAUAAACAGUCGAGCAAGAAGCAUUCAUCUCGUCGAUCUUCACAUGAAAAAGAGGAUAAAAAGGAUCACAAGCACUGUAGAAAGAAGCACCAGUCUUAUCGUUCUUCACAUCGAAGUGGAGGCAGUCCUAAGCGCCAGAAAGUUUAUUCAUCUGAGGAUGGAGACAUUCAACUAAAAAAGCGUGACUGCUCUUCUAGUCCCGAGAAUGAGCAUUAUGAUAGAUAUGUUGGAGAUAGAAAGAGAUCUUACUCAGAAAAAGAUGAAUUGGAGGAAGGCGAGAUCAGUCCUAAAUUCUCUGAUCAUUCUAGGGUUGCGGGUGGUCAUCAUAGCCGUGAAACUUCUGUAGACAUGGCAAGUACAUAUUCGAGGGCUUCUUCUCAACCCUCUGAGACAACCCAAAUCUCUGAUGAUCUCAGGGCCAAGAUACGGGCAAUGCUGAUGACAACUAGGUAAAAGUGCUUUCAGCAUUGAUCGAACAACGGGAAAAAUAGAGGAGGACGGGGAAGUAAGAGACAUGGACAAAAGUAGCCGUGUCUUCUUCUCUCUAUGAAACAGAAAGCUGUACACUCGUAAUUUACCACAGGUUUUGACAAUAUAUUGUCACCGAUUUGAGCAAUGGGUUGAAAUUCAAAAUUUUCGUUUUUCCCUUAUGUA